Molecule: messenger RNA, 1450 nt
Organism: Ornithodoros turicata
Lineage: Eukaryota; Metazoa; Arthropoda; Arachnida; Ixodida; Argasidae
Exons: 8
Coding region: 153-1196 (347 amino acids)
Biological process (GO): interstrand cross-link repair
Cellular component (GO): Fanconi anaemia nuclear complex
Source: RefSeq, a predicted model, not a curated record
ACUUGGUUUGGUUUUUUGUCGGCUGUGGUUAUGGUUGUUGCAGCCGCAGCAUUUCGCAGGAUGGGUGUAGAUAUAUACACCGGAGCGUACCAGUAACGACCGGACUUUGGUAAUUGUUUGUAACAAGAAGAUCAUGAUCAUUGUCAUCAUCCAUGUCGGGUGCUCACAUCGUCUAUGAUUACUCGUUUGCAAGUUUAAACAAUGACCUUUUUUUACAAGUACUAAGAAAACUUUCCAAAGGUGACAACCUUGCCGUAUCAUCUGCUGAGAAUGGCGAUGUAGUUCGCCUCGUGCACGAUGACGACAGCUACAGCGAUGUCCUCUUUGACGAUAUCCCCAUUAAGAUAGCGGCAAGAACGGUUGUUCCAGCCGAACCUGCUGAACCGAGACCUGUCCUGCAUGCUCUCCAAGUCGUAGGGGACAACCUCGAAGAGUUGCCGGAUGAUGACCAGAUUCGCAUAGCUACCAUAAAGGAAAGUUUGCACUGCGUGGAUAGUGGCCAGAACCUGGACAUUAGGUUUCUUGCUUCCCUCACAGCCGAAAUGACGGCAGCCAUAUGGGAUGAAUUGGAGACCAACGCGGUAACUGAGAUAAAAUUGGCAGCACUCGUGAAAGCUUACCUCGCAAUAGACGUGGGCCUCAUUCAUGGUAUAGUCUUCACGAGACACGCUGUAAUGCCCAAGCUGAACACUAUGAAAGACUGUGUCGUUUCCCGUGUCCUGGCUGAUUGUCUCGCAAAAUUUGCUGCCAUAUUUCCUCAAGUUGCUAUUGAAGGCCUUGUGGUUCCUUUGGUUCGCACACAAGAUGCUGGAAAAGGGACUAAUGAACUUCUGCGGGCUCUCAUCAAAGAUGGCCUGCCGAGAGAUCAUGCAGCGCUUUGCCUGCGACAUCUUCUGCAGGAAUCUCAACUUCCGAGGGACAACCUGGUUACUUUAAUUCACACGCUAGUCACGAAAAAGGGGCCUAUGGAAAACAGUCUUCCGCAACUUCUACAGUGGAUCCUGCAGGUCGGUGAUUUGCUAAGAUCAGACACCAAGUUUGCAAAACUUGUCACGGACUUGCUGAAUUUCCACGGAGCUGAGAUGACGCGGAGCCAGCUGGAAAGUCUCUCGGGUGUCGUCCUAACAAAUGGCACGUUUCUACGACAACCGCUUCAGAAUGCCCUCAAGACAUGUUUGGCUGGUGAAAAAAAAUAGGAUGGAAUGCAGUCUUCGAAAUAUCUUUUAUUGGCUUCGUGCAUAGUUUGGAGCGCCGUUAAAAAUGCCUUCUUCCCAAUCAUUAUUGUCAUCUGACAACAUUUCUUUCACCUCAGGUAUUUUCCUGUCCUCGAAAAUGUUGCGUCGUUACCUUGCAAGGCUCACCAAAAGUUCCACUGGGACAUUCAUAUUUGCAAGUGGAACUUGGUUUAUCUUUGUAUGAAGAGACAUUAAAGGUGGACUUAUUAUCAAAA